Pocillopora damicornis (cauliflower coral) is the source of this 1269-nucleotide messenger RNA. Its product is annotated as minichromosome maintenance domain-containing protein 2. Gene Ontology annotation, molecular function: DNA binding; ATP binding; single-stranded DNA helicase activity. Gene Ontology annotation, cellular component: nucleus. Lineage: Eukaryota; Metazoa; Cnidaria; Anthozoa; Scleractinia; Pocilloporidae. Gene Ontology annotation, biological process: double-strand break repair via break-induced replication. The record is from RefSeq and is a predicted model, not a curated record.
ACUGCUUUAUGAGUAAUUGUUUUGCUGGAAUUAACGUUUUACGUUUCUAUCACCUGUGUCUGUUCCCAAUAAUAGUUACUUUUUCUCACGAGAAACAAUUUAAAUAUGUUACCGUAAACAACCUCUUCCUAGUUUCACCCUCGAUAGCGUUUUCUUGAGUAGCUGCCGAGUAGAGAAAAUUAUGAAGGAAAUAACUAUUCGAAAAGCAGUGUCGAGCGACUUUGCAGCCGUCCUAGAAAUGUCGGAAGGCAUUUACAACGGCCAUGACUACUUUCCUUGCUUUUUUCAUCAAUGGCUGACCAAGCCGAACCGUACUAUUUUUGUUGCUCAGUAUGGUGAAAAGCUUGUUGGACUGAGAGCUAUUCACAUCGUUGACGGAGGCGAGACUUUCAUAAGUCAAGGCUUGAGGAUUCAUCCCAGAUUCCGUGGAUUGGGCUUGAGUACCCGUUUAAUCGACGCCAUUCACAAGCAUAUACGACAAGAAUAUCCCAAAGUCUGCCGAGAACGCUUCACGACCAAAUCCGACAACAUCGAGCGUCUUUCUAUUCAGAAGAAGUACGGCGACACCGCCUUGUUUGAGCGAGACAUCUUGGCCUUCUACGUGAACAGAGAAACUUUGAAACCACAUCAUCUGGAAGCCGUGGCUGGUACUUUUGAUUUGAAAGUGAAAGCUUGUUCAAGACUUUUCCUUUACAAUUUUAUUUUGAACGAUUCAGUGGCAAACAUGUUUCCAGGCCGUACGAUCGUCGUUGACUGGGAGCCUUUCGAAGCUCUCCGAUCCAAUAUCAAUUGCCUUUUCGAAGAGGGUGACUGCGUCUUUUCGGACCGAGAUGCAAACGACUGCUCCACUGGCGUGCUACCGAAAUCGUUCGCUCAUGGUCGGCGAUCGCCCCGAGUAAAGCACAUGCAUUGGGUGGCAUCUAUUUACACAGAAGACCCAGUCAUGUUCCAAGUACACGUUGUUGAACAGCUGAGGAGAGCAUGCGAGCAAAUAGAAGGUGAUUUCAUUUUCUGCACCUUUCACAAAGAUCGUCAUACCAAUUGGGGCAAGAAGCUGCUGGAAGAGUCAGUCGGCUUGAAACCGGUGGAAUUUUUCCGUGAUUUUGGACUGAUGAUGUUUGAGCGAAAAUUUCCAAAAUGACAGAACCUCCACGGAACCUGUAGUUGAAGUUUUCUUCAUUUUCUUUGUUUAAGAAACUUCUUUUUCCCCAGCUUUACACGCGGAAAGAACUAUCUUAAUUUUUUUUUUAACUGAUACAUGAAUACCAA